UCCUUGUUUGGCUCCAUAGAGCAACAUUGGCUCCAAGCACAAGAGAAGACUGCUGGGAGGGAGAGAGAGAUGCAUAUAAAGAGAGGCACAUACGUCCACUUCGCCACACACAAAACUUCUAUCUCUAUACCAUUGCACAAGCCAACCACCAUUGCCAGCCAGCAUAUAGCAGCUUGCUUCUGAUGCAUGGUUCCUUGUCUUGACGAGCUACACAACCACAUUGCUGUGGUGUUAUGUGCAAGAAGAAAGGCCAAGGGCGGCCACCGCACCAGCCAAGCCUGCAACCAAGAGGUGCCGGAGAGCUUGGAGGAGGAACUUCACCCAUGGCUUCUUCUCCUACCACUACCUCUUCCUGCAUACCUUGGAAUGGCGGCGCCGAUGACGGGAAGAAGGAGAAGAAGAGCAAGAAGUGUGAGCUCAUCGGGUACGAGGCGCUGCCGGAGUGGCUCAAGGACAACGAGUUCAUCCACGGCUACUACCGGUGCGAGUGGCCGAUGAAGGAGACCAUCCUCAGCAUCUUCUCCAUCCACAACGAGACCCUCAACGUUUGGUCGCAUUUGAUAGGGUUCCUGCUGUUCUUGUGCCUGACAAUCUUCACGGCAAUGGUGAUCCCAAGGGACGGCAACAGCAACAGCAGUAGCUGGAGUAGUAGCCGUAGCAGGGCUGCGUACUGGGGAGAUCUGGUGGAGAUGGCCAACAUGACGGUGGCGCUGAGGCACGAGGCGCUCGCAGCGUGUUUCCUGCUGCCACCAUCUGCGGCUGCAGAGGCUGGUUUGUCUGAAGACGGUCAGCAGAUCCCUACCAGCUGUCCGCCCAACACAUCCUCCUCUCACGUUCAUCAUGGCAUCCAGAUCCAGAUCCGACAACGACUGCAUCUGCAGGACACUAAUGGUACGGCCACGGACGCACUCGUCGCCGCCGGCGAGCCCGUGACGCGGUGGCCGCUGUUCGCCUACCUCGCCGGCGCGAUGGUGUGCCUGCUGACGAGCAGCGCGUGCCACCUGAUCCUGUGCCACUCGGAGCGCACGGCGUACGUGACGCUCCGCCUCGACUACGCCGGCAUCGCCGCCCUGAUCGUCACCUCCUUCUACCCGCUAGCCUACUACUCCUUCCUCUGCGCCCCCUCGCUGCAGCGCCUCUACAUGGGCUCCAUCACGGCGCUGGGCGCCGCCGCGGCCACGGUGUCGCUGGUGCCGGCGUUCCAGGCCCCCGAGCUCCGGCCGCUCCGCGCCGCCCUCUUCUCCUGCAUGGGCGCGUCGGGGGUGGUGCCCAUCGCCCACAAGCUCGUGAUCUACGGCGGCACGGCGCCGGGGGCCGUGGCUUCGGCGGCGUACGAGGCGCUCAUGGGGGCGCUCUACGGGCUCGGCGUCGUCGUCUACGCGGCGCGGGUGCCGGAGCGGUGGGCGCCCGGGAGGUUCGACCUCGUCGGGCACAGCCACCAGCUGUUCCACCUCUUCGUCGUCGCCGGCGCGUACGCGCACUACCUCGCCGGAGUCGAGUACCUCAAGUGGAGGGACGUCGACAAGUGCUAGACUGCUAGUAACCGGCCGCCGGUGGCGGCGGCGUGGCGCCGUGCGCGCGCGUACGUGCACGUGCUGAGUCAGCAAGAAGAGGCCUCCUCAACGAAUUAAUUGUGACCGAAGAAUGACAGGUGGGUCCGCCAGAUGCAUGUCAGGUCGCAAAGUUCAAAAGGUUUCGUUAGGUGGACUGUUAGGAAGGGAAGAUGUCAAUGCUCGUGCUACAGAUGUAUGGGGUGUAUACAAGGCUACCUGGUAGGUUAAUAGUAGAUAUAACAUGGAGAUGAUUCUUUGUUGUGCACUGAUUGAGAUCAAUGUGGUAAACAAAUUACUACUCA
Molecule: messenger RNA, 1855 nt
Organism: Setaria italica (foxtail millet)
Lineage: Eukaryota; Viridiplantae; Streptophyta; Magnoliopsida; Poales; Poaceae
Product: heptahelical transmembrane protein 4
Exons: 3
Coding region: 234-1532 (432 amino acids)
Cellular component (GO): membrane
Molecular function (GO): signaling receptor activity
Source: RefSeq, a predicted model, not a curated record